ACUGUUCAAUAAAUCCGGUUAGGCAAUGCGGUCCUGGGACAAACAUCACUGGAACGCCUUCUUGGCAAGCGGUUUAUUUACUGUCGAUUCGUUUGUUGUGUGAAACGUGUCUUCUCAGUAGAUGACUCGAAAAACAUAUGAGCUGGAAUUAGUUUCCAGAAUCACAACGUCAAAUGAAACCUACAAGGAUACGACCAAAGAAGAAAACAGCCUGCCUCAAGAACAAGCUGACCGGAUCAAGGAUCUCGUCCGUGAUGAUCAUCGUUGGUUCAAGAAUUUGUUUCCGAUUUUGGAAUGGCUGCCGAAAUAUUCUUGGAAAAGCGAUUUCCUAGCAGAUAUAAUCGUGGGAUGUACGUUGGCCACGAUGCAAAUUCCGCUAGGAAUGGGCUACGCGUUAAUUGCAUUCCUUCCUCCGAUUGUAGGAAUUUACAUGGCAAUUUUCCCGAUUUUGGUGUACAUUUUCCUGGGCACUUCGCGGCACAACUCGGUGGGUUCAUUUUCUGCCGUCUGCAUAGUGCUUGGUAAAUCUGUGGUCGCACUCUCUACCACCAGUUCCGGAGAUAUGAUGGCAAGAAAUUUAACCGUGGAAGACAGCAAAGUUCCCCAGAGCAUUCACGGGGAUCCAAUUGAAAUUGCGGCCGCAGUUUGUCUUGCGUGCGGUGUUAUUCAGCUAAUAAUGUACGCUUGUCGGUUUGGUGCGGUUUGCCAUCUACUGUCGUUUCCGCUAAUUUCUGGAUUCACGACCGGAGCUGGCUUUCAAGUACUGACCUCACAGAUGAAGGAUUUGCUUGGGCUUCCGUUACCGCCUAUCGUGGGUAGCUUUCGACUAAUUCGUACAUACAUUGCCGUUUAUUCGAACAUCAACCAAGUGAAUCCAGUUUCUCUGUUGCUUUCAAUUGUUACAAUCACGCUGCAAUUGAUAAAUGUCGAUUAUAUCCAGCCGAAAAUAGUCAAAUAUUCGAGAGUACCUAUUCCCGUUGAGCUUGUAGUGAUGAUUAGUGGAAUAUUUCUGUCGAGAUUUUUUCACCUUCAUGAAGAGUUCCACAUACGAACACUUGGAACAAUUCCCACUGAAUUUCCCUCCCCUGCCAUUCCGAACGUUAACCUGUUGAGAUCCGUUCUGAUGAACGCUUUCAUGAUAGCAAUAGUUGGCUACAUAAUGUCGAUCGCUAAAGCUCUUCCGGCCGCCAGGACGAAUAAAUAUCGAAUCGCUUUCGGCCAGGAGCUGUUGGCAAUGGGUGCGAGUAGCAUUUUCGCGAGCUUCUUUUCCUGUAUUCCGGUAGCAGCCUGCCCGGCCCGUUCAACGACUAUGGUUAUGUUUGGCGCAAAAUCCCAAAUUGCAACGCUGGUCACCGGUGUUACAAUGAUUGUCGUUUUACUCUGGAUUGGACCGCUUUUGGAACCUCUGCCUGUUUGUGUCCUGGCCGGAUUCAUUUCCGUCAGCUUGAAGGGACUUCUACUGCAGGUGAUGCAGUUUAUGGGCUUUUGGAGAAAAAGCUUCAUGGAUGGGAUCGUAUGGAUGGGAACUUUUCUGACGAUUUUAGUGGUCAGUAUUGACGUUGGUAUUCUGGUAGGACUUGGAUUGAAUUCCGUCUCAAUGAUAUUUCGAUGGACACAGACGAGUACUUGUCAGUUGGGCAAAGUGCCCAACACCAUUAUGUUCGAAGAUGUUGAAAAAUACAAAGGAGCUAUCACCACACUGGAAGUGAAAAUUUUCCGUUUUUGUGGCAGCUUGAAUUCUAUAUCCAUGAUCAACUUCCGGCGAAGGCUGUAUCGGGCAUGGGAUUCUGAUAAUGAAAGAUUACGUAGUAAUCGUUAUUUGGUGAUAGAUUUUACGACACUAAAUGAUAUCGACAUGAUGGCGGAGAUUACAAUGUUGUCGAUAAUUAACCAUUUUAAAGCACUAUCAAUAGAAUUAGUUUUUAUAGCAGAAAACGAUAGCCCAAUAUUCGAGCAGAUUCGGAGUUUUUCUGAUCAGAGUCAAUCGAUGGGCUGUAAAAUAUUUCCCACCAUCCACGAGGCAGUACUUCAUGCAAGUCCUAUUUUUUAAACGGCUUGGGAAAGUCGCAAUAUCUAUUAACGAGAAUUUUAAUAGUAAUAAUACUCGUUAACUUUUCGUUUGAGUGUUUGAACAGAAUGAUUUUACAAGGAUAAAUUUUUUAAAUAUUA
Molecule: messenger RNA, 2169 nt
Organism: Malaya genurostris
Lineage: Eukaryota; Metazoa; Arthropoda; Insecta; Diptera; Culicidae
Product: sulfate anion transporter 1-like
Exons: 6
Coding region: 122-2050 (642 amino acids)
Biological process (GO): transmembrane transport
Cellular component (GO): membrane
Molecular function (GO): bicarbonate transmembrane transporter activity; oxalate transmembrane transporter activity; sulfate transmembrane transporter activity
Source: RefSeq, a predicted model, not a curated record